Molecule: messenger RNA, 1329 nt
Organism: Triticum turgidum subsp. durum (durum wheat)
Lineage: Eukaryota; Viridiplantae; Streptophyta; Magnoliopsida; Poales; Poaceae
Source: the annotation of a GenBank genome assembly
AUGCCAGACAGCUCUCCCGCACACUCACUCGCAGCUAGCUCACACGCCUCUCAUCUCAUGGUGCUCCAGACCGCUCAGCAAGAACCAUCCCUCACGCGUCCGCCUCACUGCAGCGCCGCCAGCGCGCGCUCGCCUGCGGCCAUGGACACCAGCCCUGCAACUCCCCUGCUCCUCCAGCCUCCCGCUCCCAGCAUUGACCCGUUCGCCGCCAAGGCGGCCGUCAACAAGAACGGCGGCGCGGCCACCGCGGUGUACGACCUCCGGAGGGAGCCGAAGAUCCCCGCCCCGUUCGUGUGGCCCCACGCCGAGGUGCGCCCCACCACGGCCGAGGAGCUGGCCGUGCCGGUGGUGGACGUGGGCGUGCUGCGCAAUGGCGACGCCGCAGGGCUCCGCCGCGCCGUGGCGCAGGUGGCCGCGGCGUGCGCCACGCACGGGUUCUUCCAGGUGUCCGGGCACGGCGUGGACGACGCCCUGGCGCGCGCGGCGCUGGACGGCGCGAGCGGCUUCUUCGGGCUGCCGCUGGCCGAGAAGCAGCGCGCGCGGCGCGUCCCGGGGACCGUGUCCGGGUACACGAGCGCGCACGCGGACCGGUUCGCCUCCAAGCUCCCCUGGAAGGAGACCCUCUCCUUCGGCUUCCACGACCGCGCCGGCGCCGCGCCCGUCGUGGUGGACUACUUCACCAGCACCCUCGGGCCGGACUACGAGCCAAUGGGGAGGGUGUACCAGGAGUACUGCGAGAAGAUGAAGGAGCUGUCGCUGAGGAUCAUGGAGCUGCUGGAGCUGGGCCUGGGGGUGGAGAAGCGCGGGUACUACCGGGACUUCUUCGCGGACAGCAGCUCCAUCAUGCGGUGCAACUACUACCCGCCGUGCCCGGAGCCGGAGCGCACGCUGGGGACGGGCCCGCACUGCGACCCCACGGCGCUCACCAUCCUGCUGCAGGACGACGUGGGCGGGCUGGAGGUCCUCGUCGACGGCGACUGGCGGCCCGUCCGCCCCGUCCCCGGCGCCAUGGUCAUCAACAUCGGCGACACCUUCAUGGCGCUGUCGAACGGGCGGUACAAGAGCUGCCUGCACCGGGCGGUGGUGAACCGGCGGCAGGAGCGGCGGUCGCUGGCCUUCUUCCUGUGCCCGCGCGAGGACCGCGUGGUGCGGCCGCCGCCGGGCCUGAGGAGCCCGCGGCGGUACCCGGACUUCACCUGGGCCGACCUCAUGCGCUUCACGCAGCGCCACUACCGCGCCGACACGCGCACCCUCGACGCCUUCACCCAGUGGUUCUCCUCCUCCACCUCGCCGCCGCCGCCCGCCCCGGCGGCCCAGCAGGCGGCCUGA